This is a messenger RNA of Naegleria lovaniensis, 585 nucleotides long. RefSeq lists its product as uncharacterized. The transcript has 2 exons. Gene Ontology annotation, biological process: nucleocytoplasmic transport; activation of GTPase activity. Gene Ontology annotation, cellular component: nucleus; perinuclear region of cytoplasm; cytosol. NCBI's taxonomy places the organism in Eukaryota, Heterolobosea, Eutetramitea, Acrasida, Naegleriidae. Bases 1 to 585 code for a protein of 194 amino acids. Gene Ontology annotation, molecular function: small GTPase binding; GTPase activator activity. The record is from RefSeq and is a predicted model, not a curated record.
AUGGAGACUAGUAUCAUUUCAAAUUCCUCUCUCAUUAUCAUUCAAACAAAAUCACUUCAAACAAGAUGGGGUCUGUAUAUCAAAACAACUAGCAGUGAAUGUGUUAAAUAUAUUGCCACAAGUAACUAUUUGAAGAAUUUGAUUUAUUUGAAUCUGAGUGGAAAUAGUAUUGACAGUGAAGGUGUUAAAUAUAUUGCUACAAGUGAGUGGUUGAAAAAUUUGACUUCUUUGGAUCUGUAUUACAAUGAAAUGGGCAAUGAAGGUGUUAAAUAUAUUGCUGAAAGUGAAUGGUUGAAAAAUUUGACUUCUUUGAAUCUGAGCUCCAACAGAAUUGGCAAUGAAGGUAUUCAAUACAUUGCUAUAAGUGAGGGCUUGAAGAAUGUGACUUCUUUGAAUCUGAGUGGAAAUCACAUUGACAGUGAAGGCGCCAAAUAUAUUGCUACAAUUGAGUGCUUUAAGAAUUUGACUUCUUUGAAUCUGUGCGGAAAUCAAAUUGGCAAUGAAGGUGUUAAAUAUAUUGCGAGCAGUGAAUAUUUCAAGAAUGUGACUGUAAUAAAUGUUCACUGUCAGACACAAAGAAGUUAA